Aspergillus versicolor CBS 583.65 is the source of this 1634-nucleotide messenger RNA. RefSeq lists its product as uncharacterized. The transcript has a single exon. The coding region runs from base 213 to 1634 and encodes 473 amino acids. The record is from RefSeq and is a predicted model, not a curated record. Lineage: Eukaryota; Fungi; Ascomycota; Eurotiomycetes; Eurotiales; Aspergillaceae.
GCUAUUAAUAAGACUAAAAGUCUGACCUGCCACGUAUGCUACACUGCAACUCUCCCUUUGAUCUCUUUCGCUGUCGUCGAGAUAUAUCGCCUCCCCGCUUUGCAUCCGAACUAUUCAUGCAACCCAUACGCGCACAGCGCUGUUGACUUCUUGAUCUAUAACUAAUAAGUCAUCCCAUUUUCUCGUUUUACUCCUUUCUGUUGUCCAACAUUAUGUCGUUACCUCAAGGAUCCCAACCCGUCCAGCCCUCCCGGAUACCCUACGAUCUUUAUUGCGAGAUCGUCAGGGUUCUGGGAGAGGCUGCAAACGCACGACGUGAGAACCCAUCCAGGAGUUGGAUCGAUCCGCAUCGUGCCAAGGGAAUACUGGUAAAUUUGGCACGUGUAUCAAAAAACAUGAAGGAGCUCGUGUACCCACACAUCUACCCUCAUAUCGAGCUCACAUCAUCACAAUCUCUCAACGGCCUCCUCUGGACGCUAACACAGAACCCGGAGAUAGCACAUCGCAUCAACUCUCUCGAUGUCUCUCAUGGACUUUCCUGGACUCACCAGCAUAGUUGGCCACAUCCACCAGUCAUCCAUCAGAUAAACGAUCGCGAGGAACUCGCCCAGCUGCCCCUUCCAGGCAUGCAAUCUGAUGUUAGAGUUCUGUGGAGGGGGGUGUGCAAGAAGGUACCCACACUUGCAAGGAGAUGGAGUUAUCACCCAGACGUGCGUAACGGUAUGCUACACUUGGUUCUUCUGCUCCUGAUGCUUCCGAAUCUUCGGGUUUUUCGAUCGCUGCCUUGGGAUCGUCGUGGCAAGGCCGAGUAUCUACUGAGCACGAUCAUUAUGAAUAUGACGAAGACGCACGCGAAGCGUUUCUUGGGCAGUCUUGAGUCGUUGGAGAUCGUAGACUUGAAAUGCCGUAAUAACGUUGGGUUUCUCCGGAAAAUGGUGCUUCUCCCAAGACUACAGACCCUCGACCUACCCAUUUCUGGGGGGAUGCGUGUCUUCGCGCUCGAUAUAACCCACGCAAGGGAACACUCUUUACCAUUACAGAAUGUGCGGAUUCAAUCGUCGGCCUUCUCUCGUUCCUCUCUGUUCAACCUCCUCCGAAGCAUCCAGCGGUUGGAAGUCCUGCAUUAUCCCAUAACGGACUAUAUCCGGCCCCCAGUGAACGGAGGGGAUGGUAUCAAACGGGCCCUCGAUAGGCACAGACAACAUCUAAAGGAGCUUAAUUUGGUCAUCGAUCACCAUUGUCCCAAUCGCCAAGAAUCCCUGUUUCUAAGGUGGCCUUUGCCGCUUUAUGGUCUCACCCCAUCUUGGUCGUUUGCAGCCUACUCUACCCUGAGGGCCCUGCACAUUCCCGAUGUCUGUCUAGGCUUCGGCAAUAGCGAGAGCCUUCGAAGAACAAAUCUGAGGACUUGUCUUCCAGCGUGCAUAGAGACCUUGGCAUUGAUGACUCGGGUUGCGGACAUUGACCGCACCGAUUAUAUCCGGCAGCUAUUGCAUAAAUGCUUGGCUUUUCAGCGUUUGGAACGCAUUACGUUGAUUCAAGUUCAGAGGGAUCUCCAUAGUGUGUCUCCCAAUCCCACAAUCUGCCACCCAGCGCCAAAGUGGCGUGUUGCAUUUGAAUAUGUCAGUUAUGCUUGA